AUGAUAGGUUCCACUAGUCACGCUGGAAUGCAAGAAGCUUUAGAUCAAAUGGAGAGCAGUUUGUCCGAAAUUAACGAUGAUUUCGGAAUAGUUUUGCCCGACGAUUUGGAUUUUGAGGAUAAUGACAAGGAGAGAUCGAGGAUUGUGAAGAGAAUAAGAGCGCAGUACUUCGGCGACGAUUAUGUGACACUGGAUGGAGUAGAGCUGCUCUCAUUUUGUUAUACCGACGCUUCGUAUUUGGGACCGAUGAUCCGAGCUGCCAGACCACUGGUGGCAGCGGGUGCCCCGGUUUAUUUCUACGAGUUUUCCUUUGUUGGCGACUUGAAUAAAGAAAUAGUGUCUUCGGUGAAAGUGCAUGGCGCGACAAGAGGAGACGUCGCAAGAUACGUCUUCUGUCACAAGGGGCAGGUUCCUGAUGAGGGCACGAAAGAGAGACAGAUGGUUGCCGUAUUGACAGAGUUGUGGGCGAGCUUUAUUCACACAGGUACGCCGACAGCGAAGAGCGUAGAGUGGCAUCAACUGAAACAGACAACGGAGCUCAACGAGUCCUGGAUUUUGAUAGGAUCCGAAAUCAAGCCGCAAAAAGGGCUUCACUUGGAGCGGCUCAAAUUGUGGACCGAGAUAUAUGAGACGUACUUCAUUCGCUGGUGUUGCGAGUGGAGCGGAAUGAUCAAGGCGUUGGUCUACACUUGGCUAUGGCUGUUUGUCCACGCGCGUUCGCCGCUGUCCACGAGGCCGCACCGCGACGUGGUGACGACGCAAGGCCGCGUCAGAGGCUACCUCUUCCCGAGCCCACCCCACUACGCGUACCUCGGGGUGCCCUACGCCCGCCCGCCCACGCGUUACGACAGGUUUAAGGCCCCGGAGCCGCCGCCCAUAUGGGACGGGAUUUUCGAGGCGAUACACCGGAUGAAGUGCCCACAGGCCGACGAGGAGGGUGCGGAGGACUGUCUGGUGAUCAACGUGUUCGCGCCGGAGCACGCUACAUUGCUGCCCGUCCUCGUGCAUGUGCACGACGGCGGCUUCCAAAGGGGCUGGGGACCGUAUAGAGCGCCAUCGCGUCUACUGAAAGAAAAUUUUAUAAUAGUGACGUUUAACUACCGCAUAGGCGCGUUGGGCUUCCUGUGCCUUGGGACAAUCGAGGCGCCGGGGAAUGCCGGUUUGAAGGACCAAGUGGCUGCCUUUUACUGGGUGCAACGGAACAUCAAAAAUUUCGGGGGGAACCCGAACGACGUCACCGUCUACGGGACCGGCUCCGGCGCGGUGGCGGUGGAACUGCUUCUGCUGUCGGGAUCCACGACGGGACUCCUCCACAGGGUGAUCCUGGAGUCGGGCUCGGCACUGGCGCCGACCUCCGUUACGUACGCGCCGUUCGCCACGGCCCUGGAGGUCGCCUCGUCGCUCGGUUACGAUGGGGACGCGACGCCGGAUAAGAUCGCCCGCUUCUACCAGGAGGUCCCGGCGAGGAGGUUGGCGAACGCCACGGCGGUGUUCCUGCCGUGCGUCGAGCGCGACCUGUCUUCGACCACGGGCCUGCUCGAGAUGGACCCGCUAGACAUCAUGAAGGACGCGCAUUUCCACCACGUGCCGCUGAUGAUCGCGCACACGAACGCGGCGCAGGUGAAAAUCCUCACGGACAACGUGCAGCGGUUCGCCGUGGUGCCGGAGGACUUCAGGGGCCUGCUGCCCAACAACUUGGAGUGCGACGACGAGGACUACAAGCGGAAGCUCGCCGAUCUCGUGAAGGAGUUCUACUUCGGCGAGAACGAGAUCGGCGAGAGCCUGCUUCCGAACUACAUAGACUACGUGAACGACAUAUUCGUCGAGUACCCCGUUGUGAAGUCGGCGAUACUGCACGCGAGGGCCUCCCCGCCGGUAUACCUCAUGAAGUUCGCGUACAAAGGCAGCUUCAGCGGCGCGAAAGAGGAGUUGAUACCGGGCGCGGGACACGGGGACAUAUAUAUGUAUAUAUUUACAAACGAAAUGAUCAGACCGGACGAACAGCUGAUCGCCGAAAGGCUCGUCACGUUGCUUAGCAACUUUAUAAGGAUGGGG
Molecule: messenger RNA, 2055 nt
Organism: Iphiclides podalirius (scarce swallowtail)
Lineage: Eukaryota; Metazoa; Arthropoda; Insecta; Lepidoptera; Papilionidae
Source: the annotation of a GenBank genome assembly